UUGUAGUUUAUUACCUGGAACACUAUCGCUGUCCUCAUGGUUGUGAGGAGAAUUGCAGCUAUUCCGUUUGGCCUCCUCUCUCAUAUUGGAACCGUGUGGGUUACGCUUUUGAUCCCCGAGGGAACUCGCGCUCUCACAUUCCUGGCAUUCCCGACCUCAGUCCCUCCGUCCCCAGUUACUUAUUAUCGCUCAGCUCUCGACAACCGGUUCAGUGUUGAGCAAGUUCUGACCAGAGUAAACCACAAACUCGCGGUGGAAGGAUGAUAACUGUUUAAGCGAAACAUUGUGCAUUACUUUUGACCUUAUUUUAAAGUUGAACGUUUAAAAAAAAACGUUUUUGCUGGGAUGACAGCGUGAACUGGUUCACAGCCAUCUAUAACAAUUCUGUCUCCACUUGAUCACUAGCUUCAAACACCAGAACCAUCAUGUCAUCCACAGAAGAGCCGUCUGGCACGGUCCUGCACCGCCUCAUCCAGGAACAACUACGCUACGGCAACCCCACAGACGCACGUACCCUCCUGGCCAUCCAGCAGCAGGCCCUGCGCGGAGGCAGCGGAGGGUCCCCUGGUGGAGGGCCUGGGAGUGGAGCAGGAGAGGGCCCCGGUGGAAGUCCUCGCUCCUCUCUGGAGAGCCUCACCCAGGAAGACUCCUCAUUCCUCCAACUGUCAGCCCGCCAGGAGCCCCAGGGCCAGGAACACCAGGGAGACUACCAGCACUCGGAGAGUAGCUACCAGCUUUACCAGCUCCACGGCGAGGAGCUGCCCACCUACGAGCAGGCCAAAGCCCACUCUCAGUACCUGGCUCAGCAUUGGGCACCCGCCACAGGCGCCCACAAGCAGCUGCGCGAACGGGACUACCGUGCGGCGGAUGAGGAGCUGAUUGAGUUGAAGCGAGGGCAUAUGCGAUCGCUGAGUGAGCAUCUCCUGCAGCUGUCUCUGGAGAGGAAUUGUGCCAUGGCGAAGUCUGAGGCGGUCAGGAGCUCCUCACAUAGCUACCCGGAGCUGGGUUACUGCGCCCCCCCACAAGGCCUCCAGGACAAAUGCAGCCCACACCCAGAGUACUCAUCUGUUCCCAUCAUGUCCCAAGGAUAUAUGCCCAUCCACGCCCAAGAGCCCCAGUGUGUGUACAGGGACAUUCCCCAGCCAAUCCAGACCGAGCAGCACAGGUAUGUGGCCCCAGUUCAGCAGCAAACGGAGACCUGCUACAGCAUGUUCACCAGUCGGCCCCCUGGUGUCGUGGAGGAGUCCAAGCAGAUGGAACUGCUGAUGCUGGAGAACGAGAGGCUGAGGCAGGAGCUGGAGGGCCACCGAGAGAAGGCCUGCCGCAUCCAGAAGUUGGAGCAGGAGAUCCAGAGGAUCUCGGAGGCCUAUGAGGCUCUGAUGCAGGGCAGCAGUAAGAGGGAGAGCCUGGAGCAGACCCUGAGGAGCAGACUGGUGGCCGAGAUCAGGAGGCUGCAGGACUUCAACGUGGACCUUAGAGAAAGCCUGGAAAGUGCCAGAACACAGGCCGCAAAAGAAGUGGAAGCUGCUGACCACAACCAGCACAUCAUGACCAAACUGCUCGAGCAAAGCGAGGAGCAGCAGUUUGAGCGUGAGCGUGCCGAGCGCGAACUCCAGAGGCUCCGCAACUUCGCAGAGGAGCAGGGCCUGAGGGCGGAGCAGCUCGAGGAGGCCCUAGAGGCCCAGCGGUGCAGGGGCCGGCAGCUGGAAGAAGAACUGCGGCGGAAGCGGGCCUACGUGGAGAAGGUGGAGCGGCUGCAGAGCGCCCUGGCUCAGCUGCAGGCCACCUGCGAGAAGCGCGAGGGCCUGGAGAUGAGGUUGAGGACACGCCUGGAGCAAGAGCUGAAGAGCCUGAGGGCGCAGCAGAGGCCGUCUCACCCGCCGGGCGUGACGGUGGGCUCGCUGCACGAGCGUCUGAGGGAAAGAGAGGAGCGUAUCCUAGCCCUGGAGGCGGACAUGAUGCGCUGGGAGCAGAAGUACUUGGAGGAGAGCACCAUGAGGCAGUUCGCCAUGGACGUGGCUGCCACUGCCGCCGCUCAAAGAGACACAACCAUCAUCAACCAUUCCCCCUGUCACUCUUCAAACAACAGCUUCAACGAGGACCUGCCUGUAUCUGACUACCGAAACCAGGAGAUGGAAAACCGGAUCCGUGCUCUCUACGCCCAUAUCCUGGAGAAAGAUGCUGUCAUUAAGGUACUCCACCAGCGUUUGCACCAGGACCAGGUCGAGAAGAGUGGGUUUUGUCUGCGCGCCGCCAUGUCCACUUCUUCAAUUAGCACGGCCAAGUACGCCAGCGUAAGCAAAGGUAAGAGUCUGUCAGACGACCAGACUCCUGUCUCUCCUCUCCGGUGCUCCUCCCCAGCUCACCCCAGCCAGAGCUGUGGAUCAGAGGAUGGAGCUAAGGUCAAGGAGCCAACCACUGGUUCUAAACUCAGCAUUGACAACGCUGCUGCUCAACAACUGAAGUCCUCCUCCUUGAACACAUUGAGAGGCCUGGAUGAUUUGGAGGCAGAGGCAGUGGAAAUCUUCAUUUGAGGAAGUCAGACUUUUGAUCUUCGACAAGCGAUUCACUCCGAGGGGGUGUGAGCUCUCGGGAAGCUGCGCAGAGUACCGACUACGUCAAUGGUCAGAGUUCUGAAGAUGUACAAAAGACAAGAAUGAUGCAGAAUGAGAGAGGAACGUAUGGAGAAAAAAAAAGGACUUGUGCUUUCACAUUUAGAGGGGAACUGUGCUAUUCCUCUAUCUCUUUCUCUCUUAGCCAGGCGACUGCAGGCUAGCCAUCUGGGUCUAUGAGACAAAAUGUGAAACAUUCUAGGUACUUGGACAGUAUUGCUGUUUGGUAAUGGGCAACAUACUACUGUCCUGUCAGUGUAUAUGCCAAUGUAUUUAUAUCUGCUGCUUUUCACAUAUUCACAAAACACCUUUCUCAUGUUCUGUCGUGUACAAUGAUCCAUGGAGUUCGGGAACUUCAUAUUCUCCUUUUAAUGAAUUAGAUCUGUUUUUUUUCUCAUUUCCAAACAUUAACGGAAAGCCUCACGCUUUUCCAGAUAACCUUGUCUGUAGAAUUUAUCUUUUUAUGGACUUUUAACCCCCGUUCCCUCCCUGUGCAGAAAUGUCGAGUGAAUCUGGCCACAUUCCUGUGCCAUGGAAUUCUUCAGAGUUGAGCAAAACUCCCUCAUCUCCAUAAUUUAAUAAAAAUGCCAACAACUCUUAACGUUCAUAUUUUCACCAGCCAUAUUCCCUAAGCCUCAGUAGCCGGUUCUACAGGUUUAGAAAUAUAACUUGUGAUGGUCUGUUUUUUUUUUUUCUUCUUUAGAUUUCUAAAUAUGAUAUUUUGCUUUUCACCAAGUUCUUUUAUUGUUAUUUUCCAAAUGUUUCUUUGUGUGUAUUUUCUGAUGUGGUGAAUCCGCUGGUCAGAUUCAUCAUAGGGAUUUAAGCUGUAAACUACACCAUUUGGUAUUAGUUUACCGUGAGCCUUUUUCUGAACUAACAGGUUAAUAUAUUUUAUACAGAUGUUUGUAUAAUUAUUUUAGAUAUGUAGUGCUAUGAACAGGAUGCCAAAGAGGUUUGUGUGUUGUAAGUUAUGUGCUGACAAUCAUGGUUAUGUCCAGCUGUCCAACAACAGACAAAGCGUUGACCUCCAGCAAAUACAUUUCUGUGAACUCCUAACAAUAUGAAGGUUGUGAAUUUGAAUUCAAACAACAUUUCAUAAAGCAAUAAAAUAUUCUAAUAUAUAA
Molecule: messenger RNA, 3736 nt
Organism: Oncorhynchus keta (chum salmon)
Lineage: Eukaryota; Metazoa; Chordata; Actinopteri; Salmoniformes; Salmonidae
Product: angiomotin-like 2a
Exons: 10
Coding region: 426-2534 (702 amino acids)
Biological process (GO): hippo signaling; angiogenesis; establishment of cell polarity involved in ameboidal cell migration
Cellular component (GO): plasma membrane; cytoplasmic vesicle; bicellular tight junction
Source: RefSeq, a predicted model, not a curated record